AGAGAGAUCAGUCGAUCGCUUCCACUCUUCUCUCAAAACCCUAAUACGAACCCUCACCCCCGAGCUUUAUCACAAUCUGCUUCCCCGCUCUUCUCCUCCUCCUCCUCCUUUCUCUGGUCCGAUGGCGGCGAUGCUGCAACCCCAGAUCAUUCUUCUCAAGGAGGGCACGGACACCUCGCAGGGGAAGGCGCAGGUGGUGAGCAACAUCAAUGCCUGCACGGCCGUAGCCGACGCCGUCCGCACGACGCUGGGCCCCCGGGGAAUGGACAAGCUCAUCCACGACGAAAAGGGCAGCACCACCAUCUCCAAUGACGGCGCCACCAUCAUGAAGCUGCUUGACAUCGUUCAUCCUGCCGCCAAGAUUCUUGUUGACAUUGCUAAGUCACAGGACUCCGAGGUUGGUGAUGGAACCACCACUGUAGUGCUUCUUGCUGGUGAGUUCUUAAAGGAGGCAAAACCUUUCAUUGAAGAUGGGGUCCACCCUCAGAAUCUUAUUCGAAGUUACCGAACUGCAUCCUUUUUGGCCAUUAACAAAAUCAAAGAAAUUGCUGUAAGCAUAGAGGGGAAAAGUCUUGAAGAAAAGAAAUCCUUGUUGGCAAAAUGUGCUGCCACAACACUCUCAUCAAAGCUAAUUGGUGGUGAGAAGGAAUUCUUUGCAUCCAUGGUUGUGGAUGCUGUCCUUGCUAUUGGCAAUGAUGAUAGGCUUAAUUUGAUUGGGAUAAAAAAGGUCCCUGGGGGUAACAUGAGAGAUUCAUUUCUUGUUAAUGGUGUUGCUUUCAAGAAGACAUUCUCUUAUGCUGGUUUUGAGCAGCAGCCAAAGAAAUUUUUAAAUCCGAAGAUCCUUUUGUUGAAUAUCGAACUAGAAUUGAAGUCGGAGAAAGAAAAUGCAGAAAUCAGAUUAUCCGACCCUUUACAAUAUCAAUCAAUUGUUGAUGCCGAAUGGAACAUUAUCUAUGACAAAUUAGAUAAGUGUGUUAAAAGUGGAGCAAAAAUUGUCCUCUCCCGAUUGGCCAUUGGUGACCUUGCAACUCAGUAUUUUGCAGAUAGAGAUAUUUUCUGUGCUGGUCGUGUGACGGAGGAAGAUUUACUACGUGUAGCUGCUGCAACUGGUGGAACUGUCCAGACCUCUGUCAACAAUGUUAUAGAUGAGGUUCUUGGAUCCUGUGAAGUGUUUGAGGAAAGACAAGUAGGCAACGAAAGGUUUAACAUUUUUAAUGGAUGUCCUUCUGGUCAGACGGCAACCAUUGUUCUCCGAGGUGGUGCAGAUCAGUUCAUUGAUGAAGCUGAAAGGAGCCUUCAUGAUGCCAUUAUGAUAGUGAGGAGAGCUUUAAAGAACUCCACCAUUGUGCCUGGUGGUGGUGCUAUUGAUAUGGAGCUAAGCCGAUAUUUGAGACUGCAUGCACGCACAAUAGCUGGAAAGUCACAGCUAUUUAUCAAUUCAUAUGCCAAAGCUCUUGAGGUAAUUCCACGGCAACUUUGUGACAAUGCUGGAUUUGAUUCAACUGAUGUACUUAACAAACUCAGACAGAAGCAUGCAUCUGGCGAAGGUGCAAAUUUUGGUGUGGAAAUCAAUACUGGUGGAAUUGCUGAUUCUUUUGCUAACUUUGUAUGGGAGCCUGCAGUUGUCAAGAUCAAUGCUAUAAAUGCUGCAACUGAAGCUGCUUGUCUCAUCUUAAGUGUGGAUGAAACUGUGAAAAACCCAAAGGCAGCCUGUAUUUAUAAUAUAAUACCUCCAACCAUAGCAAGCUUGUUGGCAGGAAAGCAUCCAUUCUCACCUCAGAUAAUUGCUGCUUUUGAUAGUGCUCGAGCUAUGUCGACUUGUCUAUUGAUAUACACUGGAGUAGAUGGCCAGAAAUAACAAAGAUGUUCUAGAUUUAGUAUCAAUUUUUUAUUUCUUACUCUAUUUUUCUUGUUCGUGUUUAUGGAACUUGUGCUUCGUUUCUCUUGUUGGUAUUGCCAUAGAGCCUAAAUCUAUCAAGUCGUAUGUACUCCCUGUUGCAUGUUUAGUUUAAGUUCUCUGGCCAACCUCAUUGAACUGGUCUUCUGCAAACUUAAAUCUUGGUGCAUUGUGUUAAAUAUUUUACAGUAGAUUGAAUGUAU
Messenger RNA from Musa acuminata subsp. malaccensis (wild Malaysian banana), 2100 nucleotides. Its product is annotated as T-complex protein 1 subunit eta. NCBI's taxonomy places the organism in Eukaryota, Viridiplantae, Streptophyta, Magnoliopsida, Zingiberales, Musaceae. Gene Ontology annotation, biological process: protein folding. The record is from RefSeq and is a predicted model, not a curated record. Gene Ontology annotation, molecular function: ATP hydrolysis activity; ATP binding; ATP-dependent protein folding chaperone. Gene Ontology annotation, cellular component: chaperonin-containing T-complex.